Molecule: messenger RNA, 482 nt
Organism: Fusarium odoratissimum NRRL 54006
Lineage: Eukaryota; Fungi; Ascomycota; Sordariomycetes; Hypocreales; Nectriaceae
Exons: 4
Coding region: 1-303 (100 amino acids)
Source: RefSeq, a predicted model, not a curated record
AUGGUGUGCAGCUUGGUUCGAGAACACCGUAAAGAGAAGGACGCAGAAGAGGAAGAAAAGAAAUCAUCCAUCUCCUUGCUUCGUGGUGUAUCCAUUGGCUCUAAUACAGCUGCGAAGGAGCUGCUAAUAAUAAAGCGACUCCGCAAGACCGAAGCGUCGUGGGCUGUUGGCCAAGACGAAACGCACGAUGUGAGGUCAAUGGAGCCCGGACAUGCUGGCAUUGAAGUUCCCCACAUCCCACGCGGCUUCUCAAGCCUAGGUGCCUCUCUGAUUGCCGUCGACAGCGGUCAAGGUGCAGUGUAACAAAGAGCCCUUUACGCAUCGAAAUGCUCGAUGAAUCCAAUGCAACGAAGCAGUAGCUUCGGGGCCGAGUUCAAUGGAGCGAACUGUCAACAUAGAGCCUCUAGUUGCGGCGUCGAUGGACCGGACCCCACAGACUAAUUCCUCCAUACCGGGGAAACAGCUUGAUACGAUAAGGCACU